Zingiber officinale is the source of this 1972-nucleotide messenger RNA. Its product is annotated as cytochrome P450 734A6-like. Gene Ontology annotation, molecular function: oxidoreductase activity, acting on paired donors, with incorporation or reduction of molecular oxygen; iron ion binding; monooxygenase activity. Bases 154 to 1758 code for a protein of 534 amino acids. NCBI's taxonomy places the organism in Eukaryota, Viridiplantae, Streptophyta, Magnoliopsida, Zingiberales, Zingiberaceae. Gene Ontology annotation, biological process: brassinosteroid homeostasis; brassinosteroid metabolic process. The record is from RefSeq and is a predicted model, not a curated record. The transcript is spliced from 5 exons.
GUCUUCUUCCCAUCUCUAUAUAGUCUCAGUCUCCUUAUUGUUCCUUGCCUCCUUCCCCUUUCUCCCUCUCCCUCGUCCCCCAGAUGUUCUUGUGAGCCUGCAUAAUAGUAACUACCUUUUUAAGUUAGGAGGAGGGAGAAGGAGGAGAAGAAGAUGGGGUGGUCAUGGCAGUGGAGCUUGUGCCUGUGCGCGAUAGGGGCAUGUACGGUGAUGGCAGUCAAAGUGCUGGAGUAUUUGUGGUGGAGGCCCAGGAGGGUGGAGCGCCAUUUUGCCAAGCAAGGCAUACGAGGUCCCCCUUACCGAUUCUUCAUUGGCUGCGUCAAGGAGAUGGUAGGCCUCAUGCUCGAGGCCUCCUCUAAGCCGAUGAUGAUGUCUCAGAACCAGCACAACAUCCUUCCCAGAGUCCUCGCCUUCUACCACCACUGGAAGAAGAUCUACGGCUCCCCCUUCCUGCUCUGGUUUGGCCCGACUCCGCGGCUCGCUGUCACUGACCCCGAGCUUAUCCGGGAGAUUAUGCUGUCGCGGUCCGAGGUCUUCGAGCGCUACGAGUCUCACUUGGAGGUCCGACGGCUGGAGGGCGAGGGGCUGGUGAGUCUCCGAGGCGAGAAGUGGGCUCACCACCGCAGGGUCCUCACCCCUGCUUUCCACAUAGAGAACCUCAGACUGUUGAUUCCCUUCGUCGGUAAGACGGCGCUUGGCAUGGUGGAGAAGCUGCCGGUCUCCGGGGAGGAGGUGGAGAUCGACGUGUCCGAGUGGUUCCAGACCGUGACGGAGGACGCCAUCACCCGGACCGCCUUCGGGAGAAGCUUCGACGACGGCAAGGCCGUGUUCAAGCUGCAGACUCAGCAGAUGGCCUUUGCGGCUGAAGCUUUCCGCAAUAUAUUCAUCCCUGGCUACAGAUUUUUACCGACGAAAAAGAAUACCAGCUCGUGGAAAUUAGAGAAGCAAAUCAAGAACAGCCUGGUCGAGUUGAUUGGCCGGCGAAGGGAAAUGAAGGAGGAGGAGAAAGGGAAGCAGCCACCAAGAAAUGUGAAGGAUCUGCUUGGUCUAAUGAUCAAUGCGAGCGAACCCAAACAGAGCACGGCAGCGGAGUGCCCGCGAACAGUGCCGACGCCAGCGUCGUCGUGGAUGACCGUCCAUGACAUUGUGGAGGAGUGCAAGACGUUCUUCUUCGCCGGGAAGCAGACCACCUCCAACCUUCUGACGUGGACUACCGUGCUGCUGGCGAUGCACCCGGAAUGGCAGGAGCGCGCGAGGGCGGAGGUCCUCCGCGUCUGCGGUCCCCGCGACGUGCCCUCCCGCGAACACCUUCCCAAGCUCAAGACGUUGACGAUGAUAAUCUACGAGACGCUGAGACUGUACCCGCCGGCGGUGGCGACGAUCCGGCAGGCGAAGGCGGAUGUGGAGUUGGGAGGAUACCAUAUCCCUCAGGGCACGGAGCUGCUGAUCCCAAUCAUGGGCCUGCACCACGACGCGGAGCUGUGGGGCCCGGACGUGGCGCAGUUCAAUCCGGAGCGAUUCGCCAACGGCGCCGCCCGCGCCGCCCGGCACCCGACGGCCUUCAUCCCUUUCGGCCUGGGCUCACGCAUGUGCAUCGGCCAGAACCUGGCGCUUCUCGAGGCCAAGAUCACCAUCGCCGUCCUCCUCCAGCGCUUCUCUUUCCGCCUCGCGCCCUCCUACGUCCACGCCCCCACGGUCCUCUUACUCCUCUACCCACAAUUCGGCGCCCCAGUCCUCUUCCGCUCCCUCACCUCAUGAUACACUCAAAAACUACAGAGCGUCUAUUCUUUUGGAAUGAUACACGGCUAACCAAGUCCCCGCUGCCCGCCAUGGCCACCACACCUUCUUGCCCAUGCAAAUCCAAGUUUCGUCCUUUAUCAGUGUUCUCCAAAUGUGACAUUUCAGUACGUAUUCACCUUGUAUUAUACCACUCAUCCAACUAUUUCAAAUCAAUACAAAAUUUCUUCAUCUC